CAGCCCUGUGAGACGCCAUUUUGGAGGAAAGUUUGGAAUUUGUAGACCUGUGAAGGUGGAGGAGGAGGAGGAGGAGGAGGAAGAAGAAGGGGGAAAAAAAAAGGAAGAAAAGAGAAAGAGAGGAGGGAUUUACACUCAGAGAAGUUUGACACGAAUGCACAACGCAGGCUGUGCCGGGAAUAAUACACACCAGUGUGCGGACCAGCGCGGGAUAAGUCGGUCUUGGCUUGGCACGGCUUGACUUUAGCCGGGUGUCGCCACCGCUGUCAGCCUGCGAAGGUGCACGCCGGGGCAGGGAGCCUGCCUGACGGGGGACCAACAGCGCGGAGGGUCGGUAACGGACGGCGCUCGCCGGAGCUUCUUGCUGGCUCCUGCUCGCUUUCUGCGAUAGUAGUUUUUCCUCUCUGUUUCUUUCUUCUUUUUUUUUUGCUGGUCCCCCCCCCGGAGGCUCGGUUGUGUUAUUUUGGUUGGACGUGUCAGUUUUCCCCUGACACCGAGUUUGUUUGUCGUUGGGGAACUUGGUGUCGUCGUGGAGGGAUUUUCUUCAGCCCCGACUUGGAGCGGUGACAGCGGGGUUUAACUGGCGGAAUAAUCAAUUAAAAAAAACAAAAAACAAAAAACGUCCUGUGCGGAAGGGGUGUAUGUGGCUAACACGGACCUAGCUCCAGACCGAGCCGAGCCAGACCCGACCAUGCCAGUCAGAAAGAAAGAUGCCGAGCGAGCUCUGCUGCUGCUGGAGGAGUACCGGGCCAAGCUGAACCACACGGAGGACCGGCAGCUCCGACACUCCAUCCAGAGGGUCAUCGACAUCUUCCAGAGCAAUCUCUUCCAGGCUCUCAUAGAUAUCCAGGAAUUUUAUGAAGUGACCUUAUUGGACAGUCAGAGAUGGGCAGAGUCUUCCAAGGGGGCGGACCCCAUGGCGCCCGUCAACCUGUGGGACUUCUCCAGCCUUCAAAGCACAACGGUGACCUCGGACACUCUGCCCAGCCUUAGCACCAGCAUCGAGAAGUACAGGCACCACGAUGAGGACUCACCCCAGGACCAGAGCUCCCCCCAGCUGACAGAGGAGGCGGGGGGGCCGGAGCUGGUCCAGGUAGCAGAGAAGAACCUUUCCCAGAUCGAGAAUGUGCACGGAUACGUCACCCACGCCCACAUCUCACCAAUGAAGGUAGCAUCUCUGGAGUGCAUCUUUGACGGUUCUUCAGAUAUAGGACAGCAUCACCCGGAGCUCCCCUCCCCUACGCCCUCCACCCUCUACCCCCACGGAGAGGACAGCCCCUUCCCCUCCUGCUCCUCCAACCCCUACCCCCCGAUACAGCAGGCCGAGGCCGCCCCGCCUUCCUCUCCCAUAAUCCCUGUGAUCCCAAUCUCGCCAAUCCCAGCCGAGACCUCCAUCAUCCCUCCGACGUCACAGGCCAAUCCUGCCCCUGUGGUGGUCAACACAGACAGCCUGGACACGCCUCCAUACGUGAACGGGACGGAGGCUGAUUAUGAGUACGAGGAGAUCACGCUGGAGAGGGGAAACUCGGGGCUGGGCUUCAGCAUCGCGGGCGGCACAGACAACCCCCACAUCGGUGAGGACCCCAGCAUCUUCAUCACCAAAGUCAUACCUGGAGGAGCCGCCGCCCAGGAUGGACGGCUCAGGGUCAACGAUGUCAUCCUGAGAGUCAACGAGGUGGAUGUUCGAGAUGUGACCCACAGCCGCGCCGUGGAGGCCCUGAAGGAGGCCGGCUCUCUGGUCCGACUCUACGUCCGCCGGAGGAAACCCGUCUCUGAGAAAGUGAUGGAGAUCAAACUGGUGAAAGGACCGAAGGGUCUUGGCUUCAGUAUAGCAGGCGGAGUGGGGAACCAGCACAUCCCGGGCGACAACAGCAUCUACGUCACCAAGAUCAUCGAAGGGGGAGCUGCACAUAAAGACGGGAGGCUGCAGAUCGGAGACAAACUGCUGGCUGUGAAUAGCGCUUGCCUGGAGGAGGUGAGCCACGAACACGCCGUCACUGCCUUGAAAAACACUCCUGACGUGGUCUACUUGAAAGUGGCUAAACCCAACAGUGUCUUCAUGAACGACAGCUUCGCUCCGCCCGACCUCACCAACUCGUACUCCCAGCACAUGGAGAACCAUAUCAGCACCCCCAACUUCCUUGGUCAGCCCCUGCCCCCGCCGGCGUCGUCGGGACGCUACUCGCCGACUCCGAAGAGCGUGCUGGGAGACGAUGAUGUCACCCGGGAGCCCAGGAAGGUGGUGCUGCACAGAGGAGCGACGGGACUGGGCUUCAACAUCGUUGGCGGGGAGGACGGAGAGGGGAUCUUCAUCUCCUUCAUCCUCGCCGGAGGACCAGCUGACCUCUGUGGAGAGCUGAGGAAAGGAGACAGACUCGUGUCUGUGAACGGGGUGGACCUCCGUAACGCCACCCACGAACAGGCCGCCGCCGCCCUGAAGAAUGCGGGGCAGACGGUGACCAUCAUCGCCCACUACAGACCAGAGGAGUACAGUCGGUUUGAGGCAAAGAUCCACGACCUGAGAGAGCAGAUGAUGAACAGCAGCAUCAGCUCUGGAUCUGGAUCUCUGCGGACGAGCCAGAAGAGGUCGCUAUACGUCAGAGCUCUGUUUGACUACGAUAAGACCAGAGACUCCGGUCUGCCCAGUCAGGGACUCAACUUUAAGUUUGGAGACAUCCUUCACGUGGUGAAUGCCUCCGACGACGAGUGGUGGCAGGCCAGACAGCUGACGGCGCAGGGAGAGGUGGAGGAGGUGGGGGUCAUCCCCAGCAAGAGGCGGGUUGAGAAGAAGGAGAGAGCGAGAUUAAAGACGGUGAAGUUCAACUCAAAGUCUCGAGACAGAGGGCAGUCUCUCAAUGACAAGCGUAAAAAGAACCUCUUUUCCCGAAAGUUUCCGUUCUACAAGAGCAAAGAGGCGAGCGAGCAGGAGACCAGCGAUGUCGACCAACACGUGACCUCUAACGCCAGCGAUAGCGAGAGUAGCUACCGUGGACAGGAGGAGUACGUUUUGUCGUAUGAACCCGUCAUUCAGCAGGAAGUGAACUACACCCGUCCCGUCAUCAUUCUCGGCCCCAUGAAGGAUCGGAUCAACGACGACCUGAUCUCCGAGUUCCCCGACAAAUUCGGAUCCUGCGUCCCGCAUACGACCCGGCCGAAGCGGGACUACGAGGUGGACGGCAGAGAUUAUCACUUUGUGGUGUCCAGGGAGCAGAUGGAGAAAGACAUCCAGGACCACAAGUUUAUCGAGGCGGGACAGUACAACAACCACCUGUACGGAACCAGCGUACAGUCGGUCCGGGAGGUGGCUGAGAAGGGUAAACACUGCAUCCUGGACGUGUCGGGGAACGCCAUCAAGAGACUCCAGCUGGCUCAGCUUCACCCCAUCGCCGUCUUCAUCAAACCCAAAUCCGUGGAGAACAUCAUGGAGAUGAACAAGCGUCUGACGGAGGAGCAGGGCAGGAAAACCUUCGACAGAGCCACCAAGCUGGAGCAGGAGUUCACCGAGCAUUUCACAGCCAUCGUGCAGGGCGACACUCUGGAGGAGAUCUACGAUCAGGUGAAGCAGAUCAUCGAGGAGCAGUCGGGACCGUUCAUCUGGGUUCAGUCGAAGGAGAAGUUAUGAAGAUCAGACGCUCCUCUCCUCCUCCUCUUUACACUCAGUUUGCUUUAUUUUGAAAAGAAAAGUCGACCUGCAGACGGUGGCCUCGGCCCCCCUCC
Messenger RNA from Xiphias gladius (swordfish), 3717 nucleotides. RefSeq names its product disks large homolog 1-like. Gene Ontology annotation, biological process: neurotransmitter receptor localization to postsynaptic specialization membrane; chemical synaptic transmission. Bases 692 to 3622 code for a protein of 976 amino acids. Gene Ontology annotation, cellular component: postsynaptic density membrane; neuromuscular junction; neuron projection. Gene Ontology annotation, molecular function: kinase binding. The transcript is spliced from 27 exons. NCBI's taxonomy places the organism in Eukaryota, Metazoa, Chordata, Actinopteri, Istiophoriformes, Xiphiidae. The record is from RefSeq and is a predicted model, not a curated record.